Messenger RNA from Stylonychia lemnae, 1437 nucleotides. Lineage: Eukaryota; Ciliophora; Spirotrichea; Sporadotrichida; Oxytrichidae. The record is from the annotation of a GenBank genome assembly.
AUGGAUUAGGAUUUAAACAAUGCGAAGAAAUAUAUUGGCAAGAUUUACUCCUCGGAAGAUCCUGCCGUCAGCUUUAAUCUCAUUGAACAAAUCGGAAAAGGUUGCUUUUCUGGUGUGUUUCUUUGCUAAAAGGAAAAUACUGAAGAAUAGAGCUAGCAAGAUUAAGAGUCUUAGACUUUCGCAAUAAAAAUCAACUUUGACAACUAGAUUUUGACCGAGUAUAAAAGAGCAAUCGUGUUAAACGAAAUGAAAACUAUCAGAGAAGUUUAAGGACAUCCAAAUGUAAUCAAGUUAAUAAGCAUUAUUGAAAAAGGGUAUGUUGUCUUUGCUAAUAGUGACGAAAAAGUCUUAGCAGUUGCGAACAUAGUACUAGAAGUUCUUAGAGGAGGGGAGUUAUUUUAUCACAUAAAAAUGUGUCAAAAAUUUUCGAUCGAAACAAGUUUGGGUUAUUUUAAGUAACUUGUCACUGCAUUAUUGCACAUCAAUAAGUUAAAUCUUUGUCAUAGAGAUCUGAAGCCGUGGAAUAUUAUGGUAACAAAGGAUCUCUCUCAACUCAAGAUAAUUGACUUUGGCUAUGCUACACCUCUUAAUAUAGAGGAAUCUUUGGAUUAGAACAAUUAUCUCAAAGGUUUCUUAAGUGGGACCAAAAGCUACACAAGCCCAGAACUUUUCAAAAAAUAAAUUGACUCAAAGUUAGAUAAGGCUGAUGUGUUCUCCCUUGGAGUUGUUUUAUUCAAUUUGCUUACUGGAAAAUAUCCAUUUUACAAAGCAGUUAAUCCAUAGUAGGAUUAUGUUCUUGAACAAGACUAUUUAGAUUUUCUUGAAGAUCCAAGCUUGAAAUUAAAAGAAUAUGGAAUAUACUCAUCUGAUUACGAUUGCAUGAAAUUGAACUAGCUUUCUGAUUUAUUGAGAAAAAUGCUUCUUCAUGAUAUCACUGAGCGUAUUUCAUUCUAAGAAAUACUUUAGCAUGAUUGGGUUACAUCCACAAACUAUAAUUCAGAUGAUGAAAUUUCAUAAGAGCUUUUAAAGUUUUAUCAAAAUGAUAAACAAUCUAUUUAAUAAAAACAACCUACUUUGAUAUAAAAAUCAUUAUUGCCGUAUAGAGAGGAGCCACCAAGGUAAAAUAAAUUGGAAACUUAUCUACAUUUUAGUGAAUACUCGACUCAUAUCCAAACUUACUUAGAUAUGGAUUCUAUAAACAGAAGGCUAGAAGAUAUAGCAAAGCUUGUAAAUGGUUAGAUAAUUCCACAAGAAGCUGAUAAAUCUGAAUUCUACAUUGAAAAUACCACUGAGCUUCUCUAACUUUACUAGCCAUUAAGAAGUGGGCUUUAGUUCUAUGAGAGCAAGUAGAACAUCGUUAUCAAUAUGACCAGAAUUAAAGGUGACUACAUAAGCUUCAUGGAUUUCUUUACGAUUGUGUACAAUUACUUUAAGUGA